CUUCCGUCAACAUGGAACGAGCAGCUCGCGCUAUUCAGGGCCUAUUACCGAGUACCCUUCCCCCAUCUCUACGAACAACUCCUGCCAACCUCUACCAGGUGCUUUCUCGAGCCCCUGGAGCUGGUGUUGGCCAGCGCGUGCACCAGAUCCGUUGGACGGAGAAAGGUAUAAGAAACUGCUACUGGCAGGUAACACGGACGCGGCUCAAGCUCGAGGGGAACCACGGAAAGGCUUGGGGAAAGCUAUACUGGAGAGGCAAACAAAUUAGUGAGCGGGAGGAGAAAAUCAGUGGUUCAUUGAAAUACAAAUGGUCAACAGGUUCAUCUUAGCCAAUUAAAAUAAAUACCGCGCAGGCUUGCCUUCAUACUGACUCGCAUUUGGGCGUUCAAGUUCAAGUUUAGUUGGCUGCGCCUCCGUGGGGACUGUUGGAAUAAUUCAUGUAAAAUCAUCUAAUCUUCAAGUUAUUUGGAAUGCCGCUUUCACGCUGGCCCAAGUAGCCUUGGGCCAAUUAUCCACCACAAUUAUGCCUCUAAUCCUACUGAGAGAAAUGUGCCGAAUAAAAGGAUUUCUUAACCUUC
Molecule: messenger RNA, 578 nt
Organism: Suillus bovinus
Lineage: Eukaryota; Fungi; Basidiomycota; Agaricomycetes; Boletales; Suillaceae
Exons: 3
Coding region: 12-329 (105 amino acids)
Biological process (GO): mitochondrial translation
Cellular component (GO): mitochondrion; mitochondrial small ribosomal subunit
Molecular function (GO): structural constituent of ribosome
Source: RefSeq, a predicted model, not a curated record